Molecule: messenger RNA, 1162 nt
Organism: Lacerta agilis (Sand lizard)
Lineage: Eukaryota; Metazoa; Chordata; Lepidosauria; Squamata; Lacertidae
Gene: AMBP
Product: alpha-1-microglobulin/bikunin precursor
Exons: 10
Coding region: 67-1083 (338 amino acids)
Cellular component (GO): cell surface; plasma membrane
Molecular function (GO): serine-type endopeptidase inhibitor activity
Source: RefSeq, a predicted model, not a curated record
CGUCGGACCCCAGAAGCUGCCACUUCUCCACCGCAGGCAGACGUCUUCUCCUCUCUCUUGGGAAAUAUGGAGCCCCUCACGAUCCUCGCAUUCGCCACCCUGGUCCUGGGUGUGAAUGUUGGCGAGGGACAAGCCCAGGAGGCUCUGGAAGUGGAGAAGCUCUACGGGAAAUGGUACGAGGUGGCCAUUGGGUCAACCUGCCGCUGGAUCCAGGCCCACCGCAGCCGCCUCAGCGCCGGGACUCUGGUCCUGGGCCCAGGGAAGGCACCUGGGGACCUCGCCGCCACCAGCACCCGGCUCAGGCAAGGGGCAUGCCGGGCCUACACUGAGGACUACCAGAAGAGUGUCGAGUUGGGAAGAUUCACGUUUCACAAUGCAAGGUGGAAGGCGCAUGGUGAGACCUUUGUGGCGCGAGCCGACCCCAAUGAGUUUGCUGUCUGGGUGACGAAGAAGAACAGCACCCAUGGGCUCAGCACCACUGCCAAGCUCUACGGAAGGACCGCAGCGCUGAGCGAGGACCUGGUGGAGGACUUCCGGAGACAGGCCUUGGGCCUGGGGAUCCCUGAGGAUGCCAUCUUUGUCCUGAGCAACCAAGGGGAGUGCAUUCCACCCAAGGCCGAAGAAACACCCCAGGAGAGGGUGCGGAGGACCCCCUUGUUUGAGGAAGAAGGCUCUGCCGACGGAUCUGUACCCGCGUUCCCAAACGUCAAGGAAGCUGACUGCCAGCUCCUCAAGGACGAAGGCCCCUGCCUGGGCCGAGAAGUGCGCUAUUUCUACAACGCCAGCGCCCAGUCGUGCCAGAGUUUCCUCUACGGCGGGUGCCUGGGCAAUGCCAACCGCUUCCCGACGGAGAGGGCCUGCCUGCAGACCUGCCGGACGGAAGCUGCCUGCCGCCUUCCCAUCAUCCCUGGCCCGCCCUGCCCAUCCGAGUUCUGGGCCUUUGAUGCCGCCCGGGGCGCCUGCAUCACCUUCCGGGGCUGUGGCGCCAACGCCAACAAGUUCUACCUGGAGAAGGAGUGCAAGGAGUACUGCGGGGUGCUCCCUGAAGGGGACGAUGACUUCCUCCGUCUGACGGUGCCCUGAAGCCAGCCCACGCUUCUCAAAUCCACAGCCCCAACUUGCCAACAAACGCGGCAAUAAAUGCGGCAUUUUCUGCACCGAG